AUGCAAGGCCAAGUGCUUAUAUUUUGCCCUACAAAAAUGAAUUGUGAAAAUUUGUGUAAAUUGUUGACUAAUUUGUGUCCUCAAGAAUUUCGAGAACACCGUUCAAAAGAAAGACUUGCCAUUUUAUCCCAACUUAAAGACGAACAUGAAGGAAGGAUUUGUCCAAUUUUGGAGGCUGGAAUAAAAAGUGGUGUUGCUUAUCAUCAUUCUGGACUUACAAAUGAUGAACGUUUAUUGGUUGAAGCUGCUUAUAAGACCGGAAUUAUUUCAAUAAUUUGUUGUACUUCAACACUCGCUGCCGGAGUUAAUUUGCCUGCUAGACGAGUAAUUAUUCGAAGUCCACAUAUUGGUAAACAAAUGUUAAAAAAGUCGCAAUAUUUACAAAUGAUUGGAAGGGCUGGGAGAGCAGGGUUAGAUGAAAAAGGCGAUUGCAUAACUAUUGUAAAGAAUGGGACAGAAUCCGUUGCGUUGCGUAAUAUGUUAAAUAAUCCGUUGGAACCGUGUAUUAGUGGACUCUGUGAUGAUCAACAAAGAGAAGCUUUUUUCUUGGAUUUGAUUGUUUUGAAGAUAUGUUCUACAAUAGAUGAAUUAUAUCAAAUAUUUAAAAAGUCUCUUUAUGGAAUUCAAAAACAUGAUGACACUGAACUUCGUAUAUUAACAGAAAAAACGGUUCAGUCUUUACUUGUUAAUCAAAUGGUUUUGCAACCUGAAGUGGACCAUUUCUUUUCUACACAAAUUGGAAUAGCUACAUUCAAUGCAAAUUUUAAUCCUCAAGUUGCUUUGGAUAUAAAUAAAGAUCUUUCUGAAAAUUUGAGUCAAGGAAUUGUUUUAUCUUCACAUUUUCAUCUUCUCUAUAAUUGUGUUCAAAUGGAUGUGGAAGUAUCUAAUUUAGAUUGGAAUUUAUUUCAUAAUGAGGUUUUUUUUAGUUUUUUUAGGAAAUUUGGGCUUUUCUUGUAUUUUUGCCGAGCUGGAGCUCUUAACAGAUUGUUAAGCUAA
Messenger RNA from Meloidogyne enterolobii, 996 nucleotides. NCBI's taxonomy places the organism in Eukaryota, Metazoa, Nematoda, Chromadorea, Rhabditida, Meloidogynidae. The record is from the annotation of a GenBank genome assembly.